UCAGUGUCAGAGCAACACGAUGGGUGAAUUAAGGUGGAUUAAAAUGUCUUUAUUUCUGAUUCUGCUGCUUCAGUUUAGAGCAGUGACAGGACAAGAUUCCUCCAUCACUGUCAGAGAUGAAGAUGACGUCACUUUGUCUUGUAAAAAUACCAUAAAAGGUCAGGACACAUGUGACAGCACUACCUGGAUAUACAGUACAUCAGAAAACUCACCAGUAGUAGAGCUGAUUAAACUUGGGCAGAUUGGUGAAAAAGCCAAAACUAAAUCAGACAGACUGAGUGUUACAGCGGACUGUUCUCUGGUUAUAAAGAAGGUCACAGUUGAGGAUGCUGGUCGUUACACCUGCAGACAGUACGACAGAUCAGGACAACAACAAGGUCCAGACGCUAGGGUUCAUCUGUCUGUUGUUAGCAUUGAUGAAAAGAAGGAUGCUGAUGAUAAGGUGACAUUAACCUGUGCUAUGUGGACAUAUGGACAAUGUCAAGGCAGCGUGGAGUGGCUGUUUGAGGGCAGUAGGGAUGAUUUCAGAGACGUGGGGAUGUUAGGAUUCCCUUGCAGAGUCUCUGUGACAUUUACAGCUUCCAGUCGUGCUCAGAAGUCAAAAUAUUCAGAGUUAUUUAAGUGUAAAGUGACUGAACGUUACGGUGGAGGGACAGUGCUGUGUAACCCCGCCCCUCAGUCCUCAUGUGAGAAACAGGCAGUGACAGGACAAGAUUCCUCCAUCACUGUCAGAGAUGAAGAUGACGUCACUUUGUCUUGUAAAAAUGCCAUAAAAGGUCAGGACAGAUGUGACAGCACUACCUGGAUAUACAGUAGAUUAGAACGCUCACAAGUAGUAGAGCUGAUUAAACUUGGGCAGAUUGGUGAAAAAGCCAAAGCUAAAUCAGACAGACUGAGUGUUACAGCGGACUGUUCUCUGGUUAUAAAGAAGGUCACAUUUCAUGAUGUUGGUCGUUACACCUGCAGACAGUUCGACACAUCAGGACAACAACAAGGUCCAGACGCUAGGGUUCAUCUGUCUGUUGUUAGCAUUAAAGAACAGAAGGAUGCUGAUGAUAAGGUGACAUUAACCUGUGCUAUGGGGACAUAUGGACAAUGUGAAGGCAUAGUAGAGUGGCUGUUUGAGGGCAGUAGGGAUGAUUUCACAGACGUGGGGAUGUCUGGAGUUCCCUGCAGAGUCUCUGUGACAUUUACAGCUUCCAGUCGUGCUCAGAAGUCAAAAUAUUCAGAGAUAUUUAAAUGUAAAGUGACUGAACGUUACGGUGGAGGGACAGUGCUGUGUAACCCCGCCCCUCAGUCCUCAUGUGAGAAACAGGGAAGCACGACAAGAGUGGAAAACAAAACAUCUGAUGGUCCAACAAAACUACCCGCUUGUGCAGAUUGUUCUGCUCUGAUCUACAUAAUGUUGGUGAUGCGUGUGGCUGAACUCGUCCUCAUCACUGUUGUUACUGUUCUUCUCUUCAGAGCUCGAGCAGGGAACCAGAGACCACCUGAUGACCACACUGUUUCUUACUCAGUAAGAAGCAGAACAGCGAGGCGUUCAGGUCCAGCAGCCAGUCAGAUGGAUCAUGGUGAAGAUGACGAUGUUAACUAUGAAAACUUCGGAGAAAAUUCAGCAUCUGUCUGACUCCACAACUAAAAACAAACAGCUUCCACGCCGACAUCACCUAACUAAAAGAAAAACAAAAUGUAAUUAAAGAUUAUUUAAUUACAAAGUUAAUUAUCUGGAAUCAUAACAUCAUUUUGAGUCUUUUUUUAGGUGUUGAAACGCUUAAAAUUAGCUUCCAGCUUAACAAUUUAGAGUCCAUUUCAAGAUUUGACUCAUUGCUUUUGUAGUUGUAGCUUUGCCUGAGUUUCUUAUUUUUAUUUUAUCUCUUUGCAAACCCAAGAAAUACAUGCAUUUUCAUUUACAGUAUUGCUGUAAACAUGUUUGUUUGUAGUCCAAUAUAUUCUCAUAGACUUUGUAAUGUGUGGUUGAAUGAGCUUUAAGCCUCAACAGAGUCUAUUUUCAUAACUGAGAAUUAUAUAAUGUGGAAAUUCAAACAGCUUGAUAAUCACCUGAACUAUAUAUGAUGUAUUUUGUUAAACAGUAUUAUGGCUUUACUGUAAAAGGUGAAUAUUGUUUGCAAUAAAUAUUGAUAUACAUUUUAA
Scomber scombrus (Atlantic mackerel) is the source of this 2151-nucleotide messenger RNA. RefSeq lists its product as uncharacterized. Gene Ontology annotation, cellular component: membrane raft; external side of plasma membrane. Lineage: Eukaryota; Metazoa; Chordata; Actinopteri; Scombriformes; Scombridae. Bases 20 to 1627 code for a protein of 535 amino acids. The record is from RefSeq and is a predicted model, not a curated record. Gene Ontology annotation, biological process: positive regulation of ERK1 and ERK2 cascade; interleukin-15-mediated signaling pathway; T cell activation. Gene Ontology annotation, molecular function: MHC class II protein binding; protein tyrosine kinase binding. The transcript has 10 exons.